UCGACACUACCGCAGAGCAGAGUUACGCCGGCGUGAUGGGAGGAGACCAGAGGAAGGGAGGAAAAACUAGCGGCAUUGCUCACCUGGGACCUGAGAUGCUCCCAUGAGUUUUCAAAGUGCUGGGCUCCUUACGGCAAAGACACCAUUUUAAAAAGUAGUAUUCUUUUGAUUUUGCCCUUAAAUAAGGGUUCUGCGACAUUUACAGCCGCUCUGUUCAAAAGACAGCGGAUUUGAUUGCAAUAAGCUUUCAAAACCGGGAAUUUACAUUGUUUUUCGGUGAACUGGUUUCCAGGACAAGGACUCAUCUGCACCCGCCCAAAUACCAUGGCACUGCUUGCGCCCUUUGCCACCGGAUCCUUUUCUUCCAAUGAGACUUUCUGAUUGUAUCUACCAACUCUCCUAUUAGGAAACCCGUGGGUUGCAUGCGGCUAUUCUGUUGUAUUCUCAUUCUCACUCUCCCUCCCCUCUCUCACUCGCACUCUUGCUGGAGGCACACCAAUACCGUUCCGCUGAGAAGAAAAAGCCCACAACUACCUUAAGCGAUUAAGGCAAUAUGCGCAACCCUCGCCUUUCAUAGUACUCGCUAUUUAAACCUGGCAAAAGCGGACACCAGUCUUUGCAAGAAUGGAGUCGGUAAAACAAAGGAUUUUGGCUCCAGGAAAAGAGGGGCUAAAGAAUUUUGCUGGAAAAUCCCUUGGUCAGAUCUACAGGGUGCUGGAGAAGAAACAGGAGACAGGGGAGACCAUCGAGCUGACGGAGGAUGGGAAGCCUCUAGAGGUGCCUGAGAAGAAGGCGCCCCUGUGCGACUGCACGUGCUUCGGCCUGCCGCGCCGCUACAUCAUCGCCAUCAUGAGCGGCCUGGGCUUCUGCAUCUCCUUUGGCAUUCGCUGCAACUUGGGCGUGGCCAUCGUGGACAUGGUCAACAACAGCACCAUCCACCGCGGGGGCAAAGUCAUCAAGGAGAAAGCCAAAUUCAACUGGGACCCAGAAACCGUGGGAAUGAUCCACGGUUCCUUCUUUUGGGGCUACAUUAUCACCCAGAUUCCGGGCGGAUACAUCGCGUCUCGGUUGGCAGCCAACAGGGUUUUUGGAGCUGCCAUACUUCUUACCUCUACCCUAAAUAUGCUAAUCCCGUCAGCAGCCAGAGUGCAUUAUGGAUGUGUUAUCUUUGUUAGAAUAUUGCAGGGACUUGUUGAGGGUGUCACCUAUCCAGCGUGUCAUGGGAUAUGGAGCAAAUGGGCCCCUCCUCUGGAGAGGAGCAGACUGGCCACCACCUCCUUUUGUGGUUCCUAUGCUGGGGCUGUAAUUGCAAUGCCUUUAGCUGGUAUUCUUGUACAGUACACUGGCUGGUCUUCAGUAUUUUAUGUCUAUGGAAGUUUUGGAAUGGUCUGGUACAUGUUUUGGCUUUUGGUGUCUUAUGAGAGCCCUGCAAAACAUCCUACCAUUACAGAUGAAGAACGUAGGUACAUAGAAGAAAGCAUUGGAGAGAGUGCAAAUCUUUUAGGUGCAAUGGAAAAAUUCAAGACUCCAUGGAGGAAAUUUUUUACAUCUAUGCCAGUCUAUGCAAUAAUCGUUGCAAACUUCUGCAGAAGCUGGACUUUUUAUUUAUUGCUUAUUAGUCAGCCAGCAUAUUUUGAAGAAGUCUUUGGAUUUGAAAUCAGCAAGGUUGGCAUGCUCUCUGCUGUGCCACACUUAGUCAUGACAAUUAUUGUGCCUAUUGGAGGACAAAUUGCAGAUUUUCUAAGAAGCAAGCAAAUUCUUUCAACAACUACAGUGAGAAAGAUUAUGAACUGUGGUGGUUUUGGCAUGGAAGCCACAUUGCUUCUGGUUGUCGGCUAUUCUCAUACUAGAGGUGUAGCCAUCUCAUUCUUGGUACUUGCAGUGGGGUUUAGCGGAUUUGCUAUAUCUGGCUUCAAUGUCAACCACUUGGAUAUUGCUCCAAGAUAUGCCAGUAUCUUAAUGGGCAUUUCGAAUGGUGUUGGCACAUUGUCAGGAAUGGUUUGCCCUAUCAUUGUUGGUGCAAUGACAAAGAAUAAGUCACGUGAAGAGUGGCAGUAUGUCUUCCUGAUUGCUGCCCUUGUGCACUAUGGUGGAGUUAUAUUUUAUGCAAUAUUUGCCUCAGGAGAGAAACAACCCUGGGCAGACCCUGAGGAAACAAGUGAAGAAAAAUGUGGAUUUAUCCAUGAAGAUGAACUUGAUGAAGAAACAGGGGACAUUACUCAGAAUUAUAUAAAUUAUGGUACCACCAAGUCUUAUGGAGCCACAACACAGGCCAAUGGAGGUUGGCCUAGUGGUUGGGAAAAGAAAGAGGAAUUUGUACAAGAAGAAGUACAAAACUCGUAUACCUAUAAGGACCGAGAUGAUUAUUCAUAACAAAACUACUUGCUGGAUUUAUUUUUAGUGUUUGUGAUUAAAUUGAUUGUGAUUGCACAAAAAAUUAAAAACGUGGUGUAAACAUGUAAACAUAUCAACAAGGCAAAUCUUGCUGUAAAAAUGAAAUCAGACAAAUUCAUGAAAUUAUCAUCAAGUGCAAUCUGUAGAAAUUGUGAAGUUACAUCAUUUCCAUUCUGGUCCUCCAUUCUUGUGUUUGUGAUUUAGGGUUUCACUAUAGAAACAAGUAGUAUUCAUUGAAUUCAUAUACGCUAGAACUCAUCACCAUUUAAUAAAGCACAACUAAAACAGUUGGCACAUCUCAUCCUACAAAAGUUAGGAAGCCAAAGCUACUUGAUCAUGCAAAAUGCACUUAAAUAUUUGUUACUCUGUACUGCAAGAUAUCAUAGAGAAAGUUCUGUUUAAAAAAAAAUGAAACUGUCAAAUUGACUGCUUCAGAAAUUGACAAAAUUAAUUACGUGUAAAUUAUUGAAGAAGUAUAUUAUGUACUAGUAACUAGCAAGUUGAACUGAACAAUUAUUAGAAUUGCAUAAUGUGGAAUAUUUUGUGAUCCUCAAAGGGAAUAGUAUCUUGCAGUGUUUUAUAUGAAAUGCUUGGGCACAAACACUUAUUUUUGUGAAAGAAAAACUUGUAAAGUGAGGGGUAUGCUUCAUGUUCUUCCAUUCAUUACCUAACAGUAUAAAACACUUCACAUUUCAAUAAAAUUCAACUUUUCAUGUAGCAUAUCACAUAACUUUUUUGCAAAAAAAUAUGAAAAGAAAUAGACUUCAAUGUAUUUUUUAUUACAACUUUGUACUGGUUGUAACUUGCAUUAGGGAAAAAAUAUAUACACCAUAAAGAAUCUAUUAAUGAAUUUACUAUGAAGGUAUAGCCCUUAUAAUGCAAUAUUAACAACAAAAGGAAUAGAAAAUGUUUUAGAUAUCCCUAUUAAUAAUUAAAUACUAUAUGACACUUGUGCCACAGAGCUAUAUGUAAUAAGAAAAAAUAAACUUAAUAGAGAUAUUGUAAGUAGACAAUUUUAUUAUUUAAAUUCCCAUCUAAGAGAUAUUUGUCUUAAAUAUAUAGGACAACAAAUUAUAUUAAAAUUAUAUCUCUAUAUAUAUAUAUCUAUAUAUCUUAUACAUAUCCAUACACACAGAAACAUUAUAAAAAAUUGUCACACAAAACCAAAAAUAGCAUACACCUAAUGUUGGGUUAGGGAAUUGCAAUUUCUACUUUCAUAGAGUCGUAGAAUUUUAGAUGGGGAAGAGGCAUUUUGCUUGCCAUUUCUUAAUAUAACUCAACAGGAAUUGCAACAUUUGUGUACCAAGCAAUAAGUGCAAUGCAUAAAAUUUCCUCUCUCUAUAUUAUCUUCAUUUUGCUUGUGGUAGCUUUUUGGAUGGUUGGAAUGAUUUUUUUCUUUUAAAAAAGUUAACAUCAGAUCUCUUUAUAAUGUUCUAAAAUAAUAAUAAUGCAUUUCUUCAUUCAACUCCAAAUAUUGUUGUAUUUAAUUGUCUAUUCUGGAUAUUUGAUCUGUUCAUUGUAUUGUGCUAGUGACUGGAGGCCCUGCUACUGCAAAUAUAAACCAUAAAGUUUGUUUCAAAAAUGCAAACCAUUCUUGACCUUAAGAAAAUAAAAGUACCUUUUGCUUUGUGUCUCAAAGUGAUGUAAUGUGAUCAUAGUUUUUGUUGUGAUGAAUAAAAAAAGCAUAAACUCUCAUUUUGUUGCAUAAAAAAAGUGUUAAUAAAAUGCUCUAU
Molecule: messenger RNA, 4127 nt
Organism: Sciurus carolinensis (gray squirrel)
Lineage: Eukaryota; Metazoa; Chordata; Mammalia; Rodentia; Sciuridae
Gene: Slc17a6
Product: solute carrier family 17 member 6
Exons: 12
Coding region: 625-2373 (582 amino acids)
Biological process (GO): monoatomic anion transport; neurotransmitter loading into synaptic vesicle; regulation of synapse structure or activity
Cellular component (GO): excitatory synapse; synaptic vesicle membrane
Molecular function (GO): neurotransmitter transmembrane transporter activity; L-glutamate transmembrane transporter activity
Source: RefSeq, a predicted model, not a curated record